AUCUGUGGAAUAAUGCAGAGAGAAUGGUUAACUGCGGACCCACAGUUAGUUUCAGUUCGGAGAAUAAUUCGCAUCCGUUUACUUCUACAUAGAAACAUAUAUAUAUGUGUGAAGACAAGAUCAGAGAUUAAGCAGAUUAGUUGGAUCUACAGUGAUUCGAGUUGGGACUAAAAACAAAACAAAAAUAAAUCUUCAAAAUGAAAAUUCUAGUAUUGAUCCUGGUUCUGGUUCUCCAGAGUAAAACUAGAGCACAGGUUGAUGAGGCAGACUUUGACUAUUCACAGGCAGACUUUGAGCAGGGUUCAGGACAGGAGCUGACAGGAGGUUCAGAAAAUGACCUUAUAGGAUCAGGAGAUAAUCUGAUAACAGGGUCAGGAGAAGAGGAGGAUUUAAGAUAUUUAGUCUCCGAUAUGGAAAGAGAAAUGCUUGAAAAUGAAUCCAGAGAGAAUGAAGAUGAUGAAAGUUUUGAAGAAGAAGAUUCUGAUGAAGAUGAUGAUUCAGAUGAAGAAGAAGAAGAAGAAGAAGAAAAGAAGGAAUGCGACAAUAAGUUAUUUGGCUGCUGUCCUAACUCAGAGCUUCCAGCUCACGGUCCUAAAGGAGAAGGAUGUUGUCUACUAUCAGAGUUUGGAUGUUGUCCUGACAAUCUUCGUCCUGCAGAGGGACCAGAGAUGAAGGGAUGUGAUUGUGAAAGCUCUGAGUUUGGAUGUUGUCCAGAUAACAAGACAACCCAGAGAGGACCUGGAGGAGAGGGGUGUGGAUGUGUACACUCGGAACACGGUUGUUGUCAGGAUCAGCAUACCGAGGCCCUUGGACCUAACCAUGAGGGAUGCCCUUGUUUUACAUUUGACUAUGGAUGCUGUGAGGAUGGUUUAACUAUAGCUAAAGGACCAAACAAGGACGAGUGCUCUGGUUGCCAGAGUUCACAGUUUGGAUGUUGUGAGGAUGGGUUUACUUCAGCUCAGGGAGAAAACAUGGAAGGAUGCGGAUGUGCCGGAAGUGAGUACGGUUGCUGUCCGGAUGGUUUAACGAAAGCUACUGGAUUAGAGUUUGAAGGAUGUCAAACUAAACCUGGAGAGGCUUGCAACAUUAAACAGGAGAAAGGCAAAUGCGAGGACUUCAGUGUCCGCUGGUAUUUUGAUCUGAAGGAGGGUCGGUGCUCGAGGUUCUGGUAUGGAGGCUGUGAGGGUAAUAUUAACAGGUUCAAUGAGGCCGAGGAGUGCGAGGAAACAUGUGUAAAUCCCCCAGGAUCCGGCAGAUGCUAUCUACCCAAAAUAAAAGGAAUUUGUGAUGGGGAUUACGAAAGGUUCUACUAUGAUCACACUUACAAACAGUGCGUCAGUUUUAACUACGGAGGCUGUCUAGGGAAUGCAAAUAGAUUCAGCACUAAACUAGAGUGUGAGCAAGCAUGUGUUAAAUCUGAGAACCUAGCUAUCUGUGAGCAGCCCCAAGAGCCUGGUCCGUGUCUAGGAAACUUUUCUCGCUGGUUCUAUGAUGAGAAAACCGGAGAAUGUGAAACCUUCUCCUACGGAGGUUGUCAUGGAAACCAGAAUAGGUUUAUGACCAAGGAGGAGUGUGAUAACUCUUGUAUGCAUAAGAAGGUAGUUUUGCAGACUGCAACUAUAUGCAAACAGGAGAUUGAGACUGGAAGCUGUACUGAGUCUCAUCCGAGAUGGGGAUUUAAUGAACAACUUAGAACUUGUGUCCCGUUCUACUACAGUGGUUGUGACGGGAACUCUAACAGUUUUGAAACUCAAGAGGAGUGUGAGAGUAGGUGUCCCAGUGCUUUCCCUCCAGAGCUGGAGGUUGUCAGUAAGAUCCUAAAUGUUGAAGAGGGUUCAGAGGCUGUCCUCGAGAUCACAGUGGAGGGAAAUCCAUUCCCUGAAAUCAGCUGGGAGAAGGAUUCAGAACUUAUUGAGAUCUCAGAGAAAUAUAAACUAAGAGAGGAUAGGUCCCUGAUCCUGGUCCAUGUUACAAUGGCUGAUGCUGGAUCCUGGACUGUGAUUGCAGAUAAUGGAUUAGGGAAGGUUGCAAGACGACAAAUAUCUCUCUCUGUGUAUCCAAGUCAGAUACCUAUCCAGGUUGAGAUCCCCCUGGAGAAUACAACCUUCCCAACCGGGACGAAUAUCCGGCUAGAGUGCAGAGUACAAGGAUUUCCAAUCCCAACCCUAACCUGGCUAAAGAACAAUGCUAAAUUACCCAAAUCUAAAAGAAUUUAUGUCGAAGAUGAAAGAUUUCUCGUCAUAAAUCGAGCUUCCCCAAUAGAUGGUGGGCUUUAUAUCUGCAGAGCUAGGAAUGAAAAGAUGCAGAACCAAGCAGUUGUUGAUAUAACCGUACUCCAGGGUAAGGUUCCAAUACAGUGCCAGGACCAACCAAAACUUGCAAACUGCGCGCUCAUAGUGCGAGCCAAGUACUGUGCGAGGAAUGAAAACUUUGCUAGGAUAUGCUGCCAGUCCUGUGUUAACUCCGGUCAGAUCGCUGGACCUCCGGCUUAAACCUUAUUAUCGCUGGACCACCCGCUUCAACGCUUCAACCUUACUCCGUUCAAAUCGUGGAGCUUCCGUUUAAACCUUGCUUUAUGUAUGUGACAAUGUGACUUUAACAUGUACCCUGUCAAGACUUAGUAAUAAAAACAAUACGUGUGUAAGUUAAAGCGGAAUAUAAAACUAUUCAUCUGAUCAAGCUCCAAGUUGACUUUUCCAGAAACUUUAGUUCAUACCUGUGUUUUUUUGUAAUCAUAUAAUUAAAAUGUUUAGUUUAACCUACUGCUUAAUAAAGAUAAACUUCCUA
Eurytemora carolleeae is the source of this 2787-nucleotide messenger RNA. RefSeq names its product papilin. Gene Ontology annotation, molecular function: serine-type endopeptidase inhibitor activity. NCBI's taxonomy places the organism in Eukaryota, Metazoa, Arthropoda, Copepoda, Calanoida, Temoridae. The record is from RefSeq and is a predicted model, not a curated record. The transcript is spliced from 11 exons. Bases 198 to 2492 code for a protein of 764 amino acids.